Molecule: messenger RNA, 2027 nt
Organism: Heterotrigona itama
Lineage: Eukaryota; Metazoa; Arthropoda; Insecta; Hymenoptera; Apidae
Source: the annotation of a GenBank genome assembly
GUAAAAUCGCACAGGACAAACCCCGGCGGAAUCUGGACCUAACACCACGGAAUACAUAUAUACGAGUGACAGUGGCGGUGACUAAGGUAUCGGCGGUCACACUCGUUCCUCGCGGUUCGACCGUAUCGUCAUCAUAGUGGUGCUCGUAAUCGAUCUCCCGGUGCGAACUCAUCUGUCACUCAUCCCGCUCGUGCGUUACAGUUACCGAGGAAUCUUAAAUCGCAUUUCAAAUCUUCCAGUCGGUUCGAUCACGUUUCAAUCGGUCGUGUUUCACGAUUGAAGUUAUUCUUCUGCAGUUUAGUUGCUAAGCCAAGUCUCGGAGAUCGAUCGUUCUCGCGCGGCGAGGCAUAUUCUUUCGCGCUCAGCGAUACCUGUCAACACUCGCGCCACGCAUGACUCGAUGAUUGCACAUCGGCGUUUCCGCGAUCCGUCUAGAUUGCGAAUCGCAUCCGCGGAUACCGGCACGUGCUUCACUGAACGGAUAAUCGUUUAUCGUGUCACGGUAACCCCGUUCCGUAGUAACUCGCGUGAUCUCAGUAAUUAUGUGAUUCGGCGUCCGAUCGAACAGCAGCUCUCGCGAAAGGUGUCGCGGUAUGAUUAAGGAAGGUCGGCGAAAGAAGAAAACUGUGAAGUGUUGUCUUCGAGUUGAGUCUAUUACGGCGACCGGCAUUUGUAUUCCAUCGCUUUGAAAAUGAAAUUCUUCUUGUCCUUAUUAGCGAUCGCAUCCUUGGUGAACGCUCAUGGCGAACCUUGCCUCGAGUACGGAUGUCCAGGACGACCACAGUACGAGCCUUUUGUACCCGCACCUCCGGGGCACACUCCAAAUUGCGCAAAGCCGGGACAAACGUUCUGUGAAAGUCUCGAUCAUUAUCCUCGGUCGAUGCCGGAUUACUCCGAGGGUUAUGAUUACCCGGCGCAGGGGGAGGGUCAGUUUCACUCGUUACCAUUUUUGCCAUCGACACGAUAUCCCGUUCGAGGGCAUCCGCCGCUCAUUUAUGGAGCACCGUCGAACAACACUCAGCAGAACGGCUACAAGUAUACGACACCAACUCACAGGAAUCCGUUUUUCAACAGCGAAGCGACACCCGUCAAGCUUCAUCCUACAGAGCAACGUGCAGUCACGUCGGAUCGCCCUUUUUAUAUGACUUUUGGACAGGAUCAAGCGUGGUGGGCGAACAGAUACGUUAGAAGCAGUAAAGCUCCACCACGUACGUUGCACGAAAAUCCGUUAUUGAAAUACAGUAAAUCGAGUAAGGAGCGUAACAAGAGGCAGUCAAAUCCGGACGCGAUCCCACUCUGCCCGACGGAGACGCAAUACAUCAUUCCGAGGGCGGCUUUGAACAACCAAGGAAAUUGGAUGUACGUGGUGAAUCUUCAAGAUAAGAACCGGAAAUAUUCGCAGGUAGUGAAGAGUGAGAAAUGCACGAUGAAUGUAUGCAACGGUAUCUGUUCCGUUCCUGCGGGAUACACCAGUAAAUGUCAGCAAAAGUUUAUCCAAAAGCGAUUAGUAGCGUUGGAAGGAAGCGGAAACCAGUUGUACACCGACGUUUUCUGGUUCCCCCAUGGUUGCGCCUGUGAGGUUAUUGCGAAUUAUUGAAAGAAUGUACCACAAUGGAUCACAGAGUCUGAAAAAAAUUCCACUUAUAGCCAAACUCUGAUUGUACGUGCUCAUCAACGACAAGAUGCUGUCUUCGUGAUAGAUUUUGAAAUUGCAAGAUCAUGAUAACUCGAUCGACGAAAGAAAUGAAAAAAAAAAGAAAAGAGAUGAAAAGAAUUUGAAUAUAUCAACAAUUUCAAAGGAGAUCGAAGGAGCUUCAUUUUGUACGGAAGGAAAAACGAACUUUGGAAUAUUAAUUCUAAACGUAGUUACACGACUUUUAUAUUUCGUAUUUUGCUAUAUUUUUUUUUUUAAUUUUAUUUCAAUCGUUUCUUUAGCAACAUCUAAAUAGUUCGAUUAUUUAUAAAUAUUUAUAAUCUACGAGAUACACACAUUUUUGUGAUUUUUUUUUCUAUAGUUGGUAAUGUAG